Molecule: messenger RNA, 1114 nt
Organism: Amborella trichopoda
Lineage: Eukaryota; Viridiplantae; Streptophyta; Magnoliopsida; Amborellales; Amborellaceae
Product: CRIB domain-containing protein RIC10-like
Source: RefSeq, a predicted model, not a curated record
GCAUGAAAAAUAUUGAUUUGGUGGUUUUUAUAAUUUCCCAAUAAAACCCCGCUACUGCGGGCAUUAGAGGGCCUUUGGGGUAUCUAUAAUAUCCCUUGAGAAAAAUAGAAGCCAUGUAUUCCGGGCAUUUCAGGGCCUUUCCCCCACAUAAACACCCUAAAAAUCGCGACGCCCCCGUAUCCUCUUCCUCUUUCCAUGCUUAAGAAAAAAGAAAUGAGAAUUAAAAGUAAAGAAAAACACCCUUUUCCAUUGAAAUGUUUGAGAAUGAAGCCUGAAAGCCUUCACAACGGGAGGAAGUCAUCAUCUUCAAGCUUUUUCAAUCACAGAGUUGCAGAAGGCAGUGGCCCUCCUUCUCCAUGGCGACCAAAAUGAAAGGCAUUUUUAAGGGGAUCAAAUACAUUUCUCAGAUCUUUGUAUACAAAGAACAUGAAAUGGAAAUUGGUUACCCCACAGAUGUAAGACACGUGGCACACAUCGGAUGGGAUAAUUCCAUAAAUGCUCCAAGUUGGAUGAGGGAGUUCAAGACGGUGCCAGAUUUCUCUUCGACAUCAUUGAGUAACUUUGGGGAACCCAAGGAUCCGGAUCCAGAUCCGGGUUGUGUUGCUGUGCCUUCCGGUGCCAUCACUACGCCUUCUCCAGAUUUUCAAAAAAUUCCCAUGAUUCAACAGCCUUCCGAGCUUUUCUCAGACUCACACGCUUCGACAUUGCCGGAAAUUCCAAAGCGACCGAAGCGCAAGAAGCCAAAGGACUCAUCAUCCACCUCGAGAUCUUCCUCAUCCAAUAAAUCUUCAAAGCCCAAUGUCUCUUUGAUGGACAAGGAAUUGAGGGUUGAUGAACCAGGGCCAUCAUGAAGCUUUGAGAGACAAACCACUAUGGAUUGAAAAGCAUUCUUCUUACACAGGCUUUCUGAAAGAAAGACAAACCAACACUUUCUAUGUUCAGUGUUAGGAGCUAGCCAUUACAAACGCGAACCUUUUGAAUGGGAUCGUAGCACUGUUGGCUGGGCAUAUCAUCUUUGAUUUGGAUUCAAGAACCCUAAAGACAAAGGGACAGAUGGUUCAAUCGGUGCAAAUGCAACUGCAAUAUAAAUUGGGAGAUUUUUAUUUUGAUGUUU